Aegilops tauschii subsp. strangulata is the source of this 988-nucleotide messenger RNA. RefSeq lists its product as uncharacterized. Gene Ontology annotation, molecular function: structural constituent of ribosome; rRNA binding. NCBI's taxonomy places the organism in Eukaryota, Viridiplantae, Streptophyta, Magnoliopsida, Poales, Poaceae. Gene Ontology annotation, cellular component: ribosome. Gene Ontology annotation, biological process: translation. The record is from RefSeq and is a predicted model, not a curated record.
CGGCCCACACCCGUGCUCGCUCGAUCCACAGAAAACGCAGCGCUAGGUUUCUCCCUCCUCUCACGCGCCCGCGAGCUCCCACUCCACCGGCCGCCGCCCGCCGCCGACGCCGGUCUCCGUCGCCUCCCUCUACCCCGAGCUGCUCCGCCCCGAACGACUACGCUCUUCUUCCCUGCUUCUCGGGAGGAAAUACUGUGUGAGCCAAGAGCUCAAAGAUGAACAAGGGGAAGAUUUUUAAGUUAGCCAAGGGAUUCCGAGGAAGGGCUAAAAACUGCAUAAGAAUCGCCAGGGAGCGUGUAGAAAAAGCAUUGCAAUAUUCUUACAGGGAUCGGCGCAACAAGAAAAGGGACAUGCGGUCUCUCUGGAUCGAGCGCAUCAAUGCUGGUACACGACUCCAUGGGGUGAACUAUGGCAACUUCAUGCAUGGACUGAUGAAGGAGAAUGUCCAACUCAACAGGAAGGUACUUUCGGAGCUGUCGAUGCAUGAGCCAUACAGCUUCAAGGCCCUCGUUGAUGUAUCCCGCACUGCAUUCCCUGGGAACAGGCCGGCUGCCAAGAAGGAAGGACUAGCAAGCAUUCUAUAAACAAUUCAUUCCUCGACAAUUCAGUCUACUGUGAUGAACUCAUGUGAUGGGGUUAUGUAUCACAUCACGUUUUAGUCUAUGUCAUUCGGUCUGUUGGCCUGUUGAACAGAGGGUACAUGUACUGUACUUUUGCACUUCUUUCUUCAGAUAAUGUGCUCUGUUUACCGUCAAUAAAUCCAGUAGAGCAGAAAGGUUUUAAACCAUGUAAAAAAAGAUGUGGUUAUUUUGGGCAGAAAGUUUUUCUAGCUUUCAUCUGAAGUCAUGCAGUAGUCCUUAUGAAGACAUGCUGAAUAGGCAGCACCAUCUUGUUAUCGAGAACAGGCCAUCCUUGAAUACCCACUGCGUGUUGAUUUGUGUUGCACAUUCCCUGGCCCUUCUCGCUGGCAGUAUUUCAUGCAUUGCUC